UUAGAAACAAGAAGAAUGGGUUUCAUGCAGCUUACUACUUUUUCCCUUACCUCAUUGCUCCGUUUCAUAGUAAUAUUUGGUUUAUGGUGCAGAACAAAGGGUGUGCUGAAGCUGCCAUCAAACGUCUCAGUUCCAGCAGUGUUAGCAUUUGGAGAUUCGAUCGUCGACUCCGGCAACAACAACCACAUUAAAACAUUGAUCAAGUGUAACUUCCCACCUUAUGGGAAAGAUUUUCAGGGAGGAAAACCAACUGGUCGAUUUUGCAAUGGAAAAAUCCCUUCAGACAUAAUAGUUGAAGAAUUGGGUAUUAAGGAGUAUUUGCCUGCAUAUUUGGAUCCAAAUCUGAAAUCCAGUGAUCUUGUUACUGGCGUCUGCUUUGCCUCCGGUGCUUCAGGAUAUGAUCCUUUGACACCCCAAAUAGCGUCAGUUAUAUCAUUAUCUUCUCAACUAGACAUGUUCAAGGAAUACAUAGGAAAGCUGAAAGGCAUUGUCGGAGAGAGCAGAACAAACUUCAUCCUAGCCAACAGUCUUUACCUUGUGGUGGCAGGCAGUGACGACAUCGCCAACACCUAUUUUGUUGCUCACGCCAGAAUAUUGCAGUAUGACAUUCCUUCUUACACUGACCUUAUGGUCAACUCAGCCUCUAAUUUUGUAAAGGAUUUGUAUAAUCUGGGAGCUCGUAGAAUUGCAGUGCUAAGUGCACCACCUAUUGGGUGUGUGCCAUCACAGAGAACUCUAGCUGGAGGAUUAGAAAGAGGGUGCUCAGAAAAGUACAAUAAUGCAGCCAAGAUGUUCAAUUCGAAACUCUCAAAGGAACUUGAUUCUCUUCACAGCUACCCCAAUAGCAGAAUUGUUUACAUUGAUGUUUACAACCCUCUAUUCGAUAUCAUUCAAAACUACCACAAAUAUGGCUAUAAAGUUAUGGACAGAGGCUGCUGUGGCACAGGGAAACUAGAGGUUGCAGUGUUAUGCAAUCCUUUGGAUUCCACUUGUUCUAAUGCUUCAGAAUAUGUCUUUUGGGACAGUUACCAUCCAACAGAAGGCGUUUACAGAAGACUAGUGAAUCAUGUUCUUGAAAAGUACACCAGUCAAUUGUUUUGAACUCCCCAUAUAAUAUAAAUAAGGGUAUAUUUAGACAAAUUUCAUGCUAAGUAUUUUUAAGAAAAAAAAAUUAU
Vigna angularis (adzuki bean) is the source of this 1175-nucleotide messenger RNA. Its product is annotated as GDSL esterase/lipase EXL3. Lineage: Eukaryota; Viridiplantae; Streptophyta; Magnoliopsida; Fabales; Fabaceae. The record is from RefSeq and is a predicted model, not a curated record. The transcript is spliced from 5 exons. Bases 16 to 1101 code for a protein of 361 amino acids. Gene Ontology annotation, cellular component: extracellular region. Gene Ontology annotation, molecular function: hydrolase activity, acting on ester bonds.